AUGUCCAACAACGAGCCCCCACCACCUCCCCCGCCCAUGACACUGCCAGCACCACCACCCACAGCUGCAGCUGCUCCUGCAGCGGCACCCUCCGCGCCUCCCCCUCCUCCACCAGCAGCAAUCGCGCCCACGGACACCCCGUCGGCUUCGUCCGCCCCGCUUCCUGCUCCUCCCCUAACAACCACCCCACCCACCCCGUCCAUCGGCGCCAGCUCCAUCGCAGCCGUCGCCCCCGCCGUGCUCGGCACCGCAGCCGCCGCGACAUCCACCCACGCCGCGUUCGCCGCCGCACCAGCGUACGCGUCCCCGCCGCCCGUCCACCACCUGGCCCACGCGCCCACCACGCUACGCAUCACCACGCUCCCGGCCCAGCUCAAGCGGCUGGCAUACAUCGUCUCGCUCGUGCUGGGUGGAAGCGCCGUCGUGGCGGGGAUCUGGUCUGCGUUCCUCUUGCCUCUGCUGCACGCGACGUUUAGCGCGCGCGCAGCCCUCGUCGCGCCCCAGCGCGAGCGGUGGCGCGCCAUCGUCGACAGGCUGCGCGAGAUCCGCGUCAUGGACAUUUUCACCGACGUGGUCGAGGACGACGAGGCGCGCUCGGUCGUGAGUGUGCGCAGUGGGGCGGGCGGCGAGCUCGUGCGCGCGCGCACGCGCGACUCGGAGCGCAAGGACGCAAAGGACAAGGACGCAGGCAAGGACAAGGACACUGGCAAGGACCUGGCGCUGGCGCGCACGACCGCCGUCCCGGACUCGCCGCGCUCGGCGUCGAUCCACACCGCGGCCGACGCGCUGCUCGACUCGGAACCGGGCCCGGCCAAGCUGUUCGGCGACGUGUCGCCGCUGUCGUCUGCGCUGCGCGACCUCGCGUCCUCGCUCGACGCCACGGCCACGACGCGCACCUCGCUCGUGUCCACCCUCGAGACGUACACGGGCGGCCUACACCGCGAGAUCUUUGCGCGCGGCGUCGGCGCGUCUUCGAGUAACCCGUGGGCGGGCGUGCCCGGCGCCGCGACGGGCAAGGUCGGCCUCGGCACGCUCGGCGCCAACCUCGCCAAAGCCGGCGGCGGGAUCGGCGGCGGCAGCUCGCCCCACGGUCACGGGCAUGGACACGGCCACGAGACGAGCCCGAUGGGACUGCCCGCGGCCAAGAGCGAGGAGUGGGACGCGGUGCGGCGCGAGGUGCGCGCUAUCAAGGGCAUGUUGCUCAACAGGCGCAACUUUACGCUGCCGCCGCGCACGCCGGCGUAG
Apiotrichum porosum is the source of this 1245-nucleotide messenger RNA. RefSeq lists its product as uncharacterized. NCBI's taxonomy places the organism in Eukaryota, Fungi, Basidiomycota, Tremellomycetes, Trichosporonales, Trichosporonaceae. Bases 1 to 1245 code for a protein of 414 amino acids. The transcript has a single exon. The record is from RefSeq and is a predicted model, not a curated record.